AUGUCGAGUGCCCAAGUACCAUGUGCUGCAUGCAGCUGGACCAUUGAGCGUCAAGAUUCUUGUGGCUAUCAAAGCAAUGUCAAAAUUUUCUAUGCCGUCGGUGAUCGGGCAACUUGGGAAGUUGGUUCGCAGAGAAUUGUUAAAGACAGGUCUAGCCAUCCUCCGAAUUCAGAAGCCGAGAAUCUUCGAUUCGUCCGCGUAAAUACAACCAUACCUGUUCCCGUUGUGGUCGAUGACUGGAACGACCGGGGUCGUCACUUCUUGAUCACGGAACGCAUACCCGGCACACCACUCAGUGAGGUUUGGCUAAACUUGUCUGAAAGUGAUAAGGAUGGUUACGCCAAGCAGACAGUUGAAUAUCUCCAUCAACUUCGGACUCUCUGCUCAACGAGAAUACAAAGUAUUAACGAACAGCCCGUAUACUCGGCAUUUCUGUUCCGGGACGGCUAUGGAAUCCCCCAUGGCCCUUUAACCUCUGACGAACACCUCUGGUAUGAAAUGGCCAAGGGUUUGAAGAACGCGCCGCAGGACCUUCAAGACCUUUUAAGACGACGCAUGCCAUCGGCCCAGCCGUACACCUUUACCCAUGGCGACCUGACUUUAAAGAAUAUUAUUGUUCAAAACGGCAGCGUUACGGGAAUUAUUGAUUGGGAAAGUAGUGGGUACUUUCCGGCUUGGUGGGAAUUCGUCUCUACUACGAUUGUCGAUAGUGAAGAUGACCGUUCGUGGAAGGAACGAUUGCGUGAGCAUAUGGAGGAUUGGGAUGAGGGAUUACAGUUUUGGCGGUGUUAUUAUAAUCUCUCGAGAUGGCCAAGUGUCGAUGAGAAGCUGCUGCAGUGGCUUCAACGACCAGACGAGAGAGAGCAGGUAUGA
Molecule: messenger RNA, 873 nt
Organism: Metarhizium acridum CQMa 102
Lineage: Eukaryota; Fungi; Ascomycota; Sordariomycetes; Hypocreales; Clavicipitaceae
Source: RefSeq, a predicted model, not a curated record